AUGAUUCGCAGCUUGACCCUCCUCGGCGCCCUGUCGACGGCCCUGGCAGCCCCCACCUACGAUUAUAUCGUCGUGGGCGGAGGUACCAGUGGUCUCGUCAUCGCCAACCGUCUCUCGGAAAACCCUGAUGUGUCGGUUCUCAUCAUCGAGGCCGGUGGCUCCGUCCUCAACAACUACAACGUCACCGAUGUGGAUGGUUACGGACUGGCCUUUGGCACCGACAUCGACUGGCAGUAUGAGACCGUCAGCCAGCCCUAUGCCGGCGACCUGGUCCAGACGCUGCGCGCCGGCAAGGCUCUUGCGGGAACCAGUGCCAUCAACGGAAUGGCGUACACCCGCGCCGAGGACGCCCAGAUCGAUGCCUGGGAGGCCAUCGGUAACGAGGGAUGGUCCUGGGACAGCCUGCUCCCCUACUACCUGAAGAGCGAGAACCUGACCUACCCCACUGCCAGCCAGCGCGCGGCCGGUGUUACCUACGACGCCGAAGUCAACGGCGAGGACGGACCGCUGUCCGUGGGCUGGCCCGACAUCCCGGCCAACAACCUCACCAGCCUGCUGAACGAGACCUUCCAGGGACUCGGCGUCCCAUAUUCCGAGGAUAUCAACGGUGGCAAGAUGCGUGGUCUCAACCUCUUCCCCUCCACCAUCAACUACACCGCGUACGUGCGUGAGGAUGCCGCCCGUGCCUACUACUGGCCCAUCCAAUCCCGUCCCAACCUCCACGUGCUGCUCGACACCUUUGUCAACCGCCUCGUGUGGCGUGACGAGUCCGCCGGCAACAUCACUGCGGCUGGUGUGGAGAUCACCUCCGCCAACGGCACCGUUAGCGUGAUCGGCGCCAGCGAGGAGGUCAUCGUCUCGGCUGGUGCCCUCAAGUCCCCCGCCAUCCUGGAACUGUCCGGUAUCGGCAACCCUGCCAUCCUCGACAAAUACAACAUCACCGUCAAGGUCGAUCUCCCCACCGUUGGCGAGAACCUCCAGGACCAGACCAACACGGGCAUGUACGCUGCCACGACCCCCGGUCUCACGGGUCCCAAGGUGGUGAUCUACCCCAACGUUACUGACGUCUACGGCAACGAGACGUCCACCGUGGCUGCCUCGGUCCGCAAGCAACUGAAGCAGUGGGCCAAGGAGACGGCCGAGGUGAGCGGCGGCACCAUGUCGGCCCAGGUGUUGGAGGCCCUGUUCCAGCAGCAGUACGACCUGAUCUUCAAGAGCCAGAUCCCGAUCGCCGAGAUCCUGUACUACCCCGGUGGCACCGACAGCCUGAGCGCCCAGUACUGGGCCCUGUUGCCCUUUGCCCGUGGUAACAUCCACAUCAGCUCGGCCGACCCGACCGUCUACCCCACCAUCAACCCCAACUACUACAAGUUCGACUGGGAUCUGGACAGCCAGAUCGAGGUGUCCAAGUACAUCCGCAAGACGUUCCAGUCGGCGCCUCUGUCCAGCAUUGUGACGGAGGAGACCACCCCUGGGUUCUCGGAGGUGCCGGCGGAUGCCUCGGAGGAGGAGUGGACCGAGUGGCUCUUCACGCAGUACCGCUCGAACUUCCACCCUGUUGGAACUGCCAUCAUGAUGCCCCAAGAGAAGGGUGGUGUGGUGAACCACAAGAACCUGGUGUACGGCACCAGCAACGUGCGCGUGGUGGAUGCGUCGGUGCUGCCCUUCCAGGUGUGCGGCCACCUGGUCAGCACCUUGUAUGCGGCGGCCGAGCGCACGGCCGAUCUGAUCAAGGCGGAUUCUUCUCUGUUCUAG
Aspergillus ibericus CBS 121593 is the source of this 1755-nucleotide messenger RNA. RefSeq names its product GMC family oxidoreductase. The coding region runs from base 1 to 1755 and encodes 584 amino acids. The record is from RefSeq and is a predicted model, not a curated record. The transcript is spliced from 3 exons. NCBI's taxonomy places the organism in Eukaryota, Fungi, Ascomycota, Eurotiomycetes, Eurotiales, Aspergillaceae. Gene Ontology annotation, molecular function: flavin adenine dinucleotide binding; oxidoreductase activity, acting on CH-OH group of donors.